Messenger RNA from Canis lupus familiaris (dog), 7548 nucleotides. RefSeq names its product tyrosyl-tRNA synthetase 2 (gene YARS2). The coding region runs from base 37 to 1470 and encodes 477 amino acids. The record is from RefSeq and is a predicted model, not a curated record. NCBI's taxonomy places the organism in Eukaryota, Metazoa, Chordata, Mammalia, Carnivora, Canidae. Gene Ontology annotation, cellular component: cytosol; mitochondrion. Gene Ontology annotation, molecular function: tyrosine-tRNA ligase activity; ATP binding; RNA binding. Gene Ontology annotation, biological process: tyrosyl-tRNA aminoacylation. The transcript has 5 exons.
CUGAUAUCCCAGCAUUCCCAUCGUGCCGAGUCCAACAUGGCGGCCCCCAUGUUGCGGCGCUUUCCCCGGGGCCGGCGGUUUGGGACCCCGGGCGUGUCGGGAGUCUUGCUCCUGGGACAGCGUGAGGCCCGUUCGGGCGCUCAGGGGUUGCUGGCGGUGCAGAAGGCCCGGGGUCUGUUCAAGGAGUUCUUCCCCGAGAAGGGGACGAAGGUAGAGCUGCCCGAGCUCUUGGACCGCGGCUCGGGCAGCUUUCCCCAGACCGUCUACUGCGGCUUCGACCCCACAGCCGACUCGCUUCACGUGGGGCACCUGCUGACGCUGCUGGGCCUGUUUCACUUCCAGCGAGCGGGCCACAACGUGAUCGCCCUGGUCGGGGGGGCCACCGCGCGCCUCGGAGACCCCAGCGGCCGCCCCAAGGAGCGCGAGGCGCUGGCGCCGGAGCAGGUGCGGGGGAACGCGCGCGCCCUCCGCCGAGGCCUCGAGGCCGUGGCGGCUAAUCACCAGCGGCUCUUCGCCAACGGGCGGCCCUGGGGAAGCUUCACGGUCCUGGACAACGCGGCCUGGUACCAGGGGCAGCACCUGGUGGACUUCCUAGCGGCCGUGGGCGGCCACUUCCGCAUGGGCACGCUCCUGAGCCGCGCGAGCGUGCAAGCCCGGCUGCAGAGCGCCGGCGGGAUGAGCUUGGCCGAGUUUUUAUACCAGGUGCUCCAGGCUUACGACUUCUACUAUCUGUUCCAGCAUUACGGAUGCCGGGUCCAGCUGGGUGGGUCCGACCAGCUGGGCAACAUCACGUCCGGAUACGAGUUUAUCCACAAGUUGACUGGAGAGGAUGUAUUUGGAAUCACUGUGCCUCUAGUUACAAGUACAACCGGAGCAAAACUGGGAAAGUCCGCUGGUAAUGCUGUUUGGCUAAACAGAGAGAAGACCUCUCCAUUUGAAUUGUAUCAGUUCUUUGUCAGGCAGCAGGACAAUUUGGUAGAAAGGUACCUGAAGCUCUUCACUUUUCUGCCCCUUCCAGAGAUUGACCACAUAAUGCAGCUACACGACAAAGAGCCAGAAAAGCGGGGUCCUCAGAAACGACUUGCUGCCGAAGUUACAAAGCUUGUUCAUGGACAAGAAGGGCUGGAUUCUGCUAAAAGGUGUACACAAGCGCUCUAUCACAGUAGCAUAGAUGCACUGGAGGUCAUGUCGGAUCAAGAGUUAAAAGAGUUGUUUAAAGAAGCAUCAUUUUCUGAAUUAGUUCUUGACCCAGGAACAAGUGUCCUAGAUAUAUGCCGCAAAGCAAAUGCCAUUCCAGACGGCCCCCGGGGGUAUCGGAUGAUAACAGAAGGUGGAGUCAGCAUAAAUCACAGACAAGUAACAAAUCCUGAGAGUGUUUUGGUUGUUGGACAACAUAUUCUUAAGAACGGACUUUCAUUACUUAAAAUAGGAAAAAGGAAUUUCUACAUUAUAAAAUGGCUUCAGCUAUGACGACAAACCACCUCUGGUGGUUCCGACGGACUUGUCCAUCACAUUCUCAAGAUGUACCAGAGGUUGGCUCCAGAACUUCUACUUCACUCUGCAAGUCAAACCACAGAGAACGGAGUAGGCCCUAGGCCUCCGAGCGUGAGUAAUUCCAUUAUUUCCACAGGGUGGUUAAGACCAAGGGCUUGUGUACUGAGGGGGUUGAUCUCCUGAGCCGCAGGCGUAACGACUACCAAGAAAACCGUGAUUGCGAAGGAUCAUCUCUCUUUUAAAAAUUGUUUCGUGAAAGAGCGGUCCUAUGCUUCUCAGUCCUUGUAGAGGUGAGGAAGAACACCGAAGAGGGCAGCAAAGGGCUCCUUCCUCUGGGAGGAGGGGUCGCUCCCUGAUCGCUCCCUGAUCGCACUCACCAACCCCAGCAGCGCCCUCUCGUGUCCACAUGGGAAAAGCGAAAAAUACUGGAAACGUAAAUUUCUGGAUUUUUUGUGGUUUAUGAAGCAAACAGUUCUCCUUAGGAAGAAAAGUAUUACAUACAUUAAGGCAUAGUUGGCAGUAGAAGUUAUAGAAAGUUUCCUUUCAAAGAAUAAAACUCAGUACUUUUCAUACAAUUUCUAACCCAGUUUUCCAGUCCCUUGCCUGUGUCUCGGUAUAAUUAAAUUUACUCACAGCCUUGCUGUGCCAGAUUACUAAGGUAGCAGUAUUUUAUAAAUCUGGAAACUUACAUUAGUUUAAUAUUAUUAGUAAUAUUUAACAGUAACUAAGUUUCAACUCCUGUCCCCAAGCAGAUUGCAACUUGAGAUAAACUGAAAAGUAACUAGAGAGAAAAUAGAAGCAAACAUUAUACCAAAUAUCUAAUCAUAUGAGAAUAUCUAAAGGUUUUGUUAAGCUAAGGGUAGUUUUCAGGAUUUAGAAUCAAGACCUAAUUAAGCACUAUAGACGUUGGGCAAGUUCCAGUUCUCAGAACUGUUUCCACAUCUGAAAAAUCAAGGUGAGGACCAAGUGAAACACAAAUACAGAAUGGUUCAUGAUCCAAUUCCUUCUAGAAAACCUUAUAGGCAGCAAAGCAUGGCGUUAGUGUUCAGAUCCUAGGCAUUUACCACCUGGAUUAUGUGAAACUGGAUCGCCAUUCUUAUGUGUAAACUGGAGAUGGACUAAUAAAUACCUCUGUGAAUUGUGAGAAUAGGAAAAAAUUUGUAAAACCAUUAUAUAGUAGAAGCUAUACUAUGUUCCAAUGAGGUGUGUAUGUUAAAAAACUAUAGUUUAUCUAAACCUUUCUCUGGGAGCAAAGUUAGGAAGAAUUCAUUUAUUGACAAAACUUUGUCAUUUCAUACCAGCAAUUUUAUUUACAUAGCAAGAACAUACAGCAGUCCACUCUAAACGUCAGAGAUCAUCUCAACAUAGAGCUUCCCUCAGUUUGAGAGCCAGUAAAGGAAGGUUCUCUAACUUCCCAUACCUUUCUUGCCUCUGCUUUUCUUGUACAAGGUGUGUAGUGCCAGCAAGUACAUUACCGUAGCUUAUUUUUAAAAGUAACCUUUUCAAUUUGAAAUAGGUUGGAUAUGGUGGAGAAUGGUGGUUUUUUCCCCGUUACAGAUUCAGAAGGCUGAGAUGGUAGUCCUCUGACAGCAUCUGAAGUAAAUCAUGGAUGGCUGUACUGACGGAUGAUGGCAAAGUGACUCUAAAGUGUGUGCUAACAAACAUCUGGGUAGUGUGCAUUCUAUCCAGAUGGUACUAUUAACAGAUUUAGAACAGUACCGUAUGAUGUAAGAUUGAAUCUGUUUUCUUAUGUUUGAGAUCAGUUGCUGAGCCUGUUUCUUGCUAGUCAAUGGGUGCCGGAAGCUCAAGUCAACAGACACAUUGUCCCUGCCAGGAGUCCUUCAUCAAUGUCAUAACUUAAGAGAAAUGUUAACAUGUUGAGUAAAUUAUGUAUCGCAAAUAUAGUAUCUGUGUAAGAGAUGGAGCUAGAUGCCUUAAAGAUUUUGACCUGUAUCUUAAAAUUUAUAAUGUAAUUCCUAUCAAGGAUCAUCUGGGGAAUCUUAAUAAAAUGUGAAUAUGUUCUAAACUUCACCCCCAACCUCUGAAUACAUUUUAGUAGUGUAAGCCUUCAGGUGUGUAGCUGUGUCCAGGUGUUUUUCUUUAGUUAAUAAAGUUCCACCAGUAUUUUCAUACCUCUAUUCUAAUGUGUCUUAUUGGUGUGAAGCAAAAGUAACUACUACCAAUAAUAGAGAAGAUAUACUUCAAUGAUCAGCACAGGAUUUGGUUUCACCUCCAAGUGAAUCUUGGAACAUGAUGUAAAUGACCUAAUUUAAAGAUGUAUCUGAAUUACUUGAUAUUUGAAAAUCAAGUCUAGAUGGUUGUUUUUAAUGCAGGAAACUAUAAUUCAUGCUUCCGGGUUUAAGAAAGGAUCAAAGAUAUUUUAACGCACGAGGGCAAUGUGGACCCAGAAAUGGAAGGGCUAUACAGCUACAUGUUAUGCACACCGCCUCACCGUCAAUGUCAGAUCUGGUGCCUUCAACUUGCCUACUAACACAUCAAAGGCGUUGCAGAGAAGCUCAAUAAACUAUAACUCGAAGGACAGGUGGAGUACAGUGACUGUGAGUAACUUGUCAACUCACAUCUUUCAAAGCCAGACCGGUUUAUAUUGUGCAUGCAUUACAGUUGUAUGAAACAUGGUCUCGGUGCGUUCUUCUCCAAGGACUAUGGCAGCAGCUGUAAGACUACUAACAGAUUACACAGGUCAUCUUGUCCACAGGCAAACUGCUUGUACAACUAGAACAUUAACAGUUCUUUUUAAGUUCAAAUGAAACUGUCACAAGAAAGACUUGAUGUAUUUUAUAUGUACUGGGCAACUUUAGAAACAGCCAUUUAUUAUUUGGAUAAAUGUAUGAUUUGUUCUGCAAUACAGAGUGAAAUUAUCAGUUUAUAGCCAGUCUCUUCACAUGAGCAGAUUCAUACCAUUGCAAUACACAGUUCAUAAAUAAAAUUCUACUCAAGUAGGCAGUAACUAGCAAAUUUUGAGUCAACAAAGUCUCAGUACUAUAUAAUUCUCUUCACCAAAGAUGAGUCUCUCGGAUUUCCGCAAUUAUUUGGCUGGCUCCUUGUAAUGCCUGUAUUAAAAAAGAAAAAAAUUAUAGAUGCUUAUUCAGUUAUAAUAUCAAAGAAUCUGAACUUGGUAUGGGGUAGAUUUAUACUAAUCCCUUUCUUCUCUGGAAUUUGAAUCUAAAAAUCUAAUCAAGUACCAACCCCCGGAAAAAGAUCAGCCAUCAUAUGAAGACUACAGACCUCCCAAGGAUCAGAAUGCAUUUUUAACAGUGUAAUGUUUACAUCUACCACCCAAGUGUGACGAUUCAAAACCCUUUACAGUACCUUUAGCAUGUCAGCUGCUUCCUUCCUGCGCUGUGCCAUGUCCUCAGAUUCAGUCAGAAGAUCAUCCAAUAAGGAUGACUUAUACAGCUGUCCUACUAACUCACUCUGAAGAGUAUCUUUCACAUGAUUAACCAAAAAAUGCAUUACUGCCUUUGGCACACUGCAAAACAAAACACAACAGAUGAUCCAUUAAUUUAGAAUAAAAGCCUAAGUUUUAAAACACGUAUUUUCAAAACAGAUAAUGGAAUCAUCAAGCAAUAUUAAUCUGAUUUCAUACUAUAGUACUAACCUGUCCUGAAUGUUCUUUCUGACGAUAAGAAAAUACGAUUUGAUGAGUCGUUCAAUGACCUCACAAUCUCGCUGUUCACGGGCAGAUAGUUUUCGUGCAACGGGCACUGGCUAAACAGAGUGAGGGGAAGAAAAAAUUUUUACUUUUGUGCCAUUUUGAAUCAGCAACAUUUAAAAGUUCCAGAAGUUUUUGUGACUUUCAGUUCCUUUUGUCUUUUGAAGUGUUUUCCUAGCAAUCUGGUUAUCUUAGCAGUGUUCACCCAUUUGCAUGGCUUACCACAUCCAGCAGAUUUACAGCGUGGCCUUUUUGUGGACUCGCUGGCAUAAUUGGAAUUGGUUUUGAUUUUUCCUCAGCUAGUAACUCUUCAGCUUUGGAAGUUUUCAGCAUUCCUCUCCAGUUGCCUGUUGUUGGUUCUUGACCACCAUCUCCAACCCCACCACCACCAGCCGCGACCUGAAAAAAACACAUUCCAAAACCUAUUCCCGCUGUAUCAUAUCUGACAUUACCUAAAGUUCAUUUUCUUUGACAGCAGUCAAGGAGAACACACAUCCAGUACCCAUCUGGAAUUUCCUCUAUUCAGACAGAUAACAGAGUCAGAAAAAGAUGGUAGGUGGCAUCUAUAACUGGAACCCUGAGCUAUCAUAAACAAGAGGUUUUGUUGUCAUUUCUUUGCAAGCCUCAGCCAACAGAUUUAAUUUUUCUUUAUCGUUUGCUAACUUUAAUAUUCUUCCUCUUCUCCAACCCCUCUAACAGCAGAUUGUGGGAAAAGCAUAAACUGCCCUUAAAAACAAGAGUACUUAUUAAAAGCACAAGGAAAAACAGCUGCCAUUUAGCCUAAUUUUUUCAAAGUAAUCUCACACAUUAUUGAACUAUGUAUGAUCUCUCCAGAGUUUUCUAAGUUGGCUUACAUCUUUACUGGUCAACAAAAUACCAUAGAAUAAAACUAAUAAAACAAGAAUACACUCACAAUUCUUAGGCUGGCAGUGACUUUGAAGCUGCCUAAAAUGUGGAAAGAAAUCUAGUAAUCACAAGUACUUUUGCAGCUUCUUUUCUAGGAUAGCUGUUAGUUUAUACAAGAAAGAAUGUUUAGGAUAAUGGAAAAAACAGUAACUCAUCAACAUUUAAGAAUAGUUUUAGAUGCUCCUUAAAAAGAUAUUACAGAGUGUUAUGGCAAUUGUUAAAAAAAAAAAUCAGCUUUCAAAACAAAAAGAACCUGGGGGUCAAUUAUAGGGUGAUGAAUGGUUAACUAGCCUUUUGGGGGUAAUAUCACUGUUUAAUUUUUCCAAAAGUCAGUUUGGGGUAUCAUUCUGAAUCAAAAUACUGGCCCAGAUUGCCUCAAAUAUGCUAGUUAAGAUAUGCCAUAGCUCAAUACAGGCAGUAUAUUUAUACACUAAUGUUAAAAUGAGUAACUGUAUCUUUAAACACCAGUGAAUGAUUAAUGCUAGGAGUGAAAUAAAACUUAAAGCAAUAAAUCCUCAGCACAGUGGGCUGAGAGAAGGUAAGACCUUUAUAAACUUUUGAGGUUCAGAACCUUACAUCUGGACAAUUAAGUGAGGAAAGGAGCCAAAGACAGAAAAACCAGAAAUAAGGAUGGGUCUGAAUGAGUCAUUGAUGAUUUCAUUUUCCCCAAAAAAAGAUGAUCAAAAAUUGACAGUCUCAAGCGCUCGCAGUCCCUGUUUUGAAUUUGCUUAAGCUGCCAAGGCACAUGUUAAGCUACGUGUUUAGGGUGACAAGGCAAACCGCAUGGAAGCACAAGAAAGCAGGAGAGGGUUAUCCAUUAGUACUGGACAGAGCUCAGAGCCUUUAAAGAGGAAAUGUUCAAAAGUAUUAACUUUCAUCUCUGGAAUCUCAAUUCCCUACCACAAUAUUAAAAUCAAAACUAGGAGAAAGCCUGUAGUUGUUAUUUAAGGAAAUGUUAAAACUAGAACUAAUGCCAUCUUAGAAGGGUUAGUUAGGUAAGAGAAACAAAAAAUGGAACACAGACAAGGAGCAGAUGCUAUGGUACAAACAGCUUCUCCAAUGGUUUUGAAGACAGUGUUUCAAUGAGAACCAAAGGUACAUUUCCAUUCUGAAGCAAGAGACUCACAUUUUUAGUUUCUCUUCUGCUGUCCUGAAUUAACUGUUAAAAGAUAUGUUAAAACAUGCAGUUUAACAAGCAAAAUUUAAAUACCAAUAGCCUGAAUUUCAAAAGUGCAGGAUAAUUUCCUCUUUAAAUUAUUUUUGUGUGCAUCUUUAUUACAAGCAAAGGCAUGUCAACAAUAAUUUAUAAAGUAUACGCUGUUAUAUAAUUUAAGAUUCCUAUUAGAAUGAAAUGAUUUAACCUUAGCACAAUAUCCCACAUUAAUGUUCUGCUAUUACUGUACAGUGUGGUGUCUCCAGAUGAUUAUGUUGCACCAAACAACUAGGCAUGCAGGCUUAGAUUAAGAAUCAGAACA